Carya illinoinensis is the source of this 1266-nucleotide messenger RNA. RefSeq lists its product as uncharacterized. The transcript has a single exon. Lineage: Eukaryota; Viridiplantae; Streptophyta; Magnoliopsida; Fagales; Juglandaceae. Bases 1 to 1266 code for a protein of 421 amino acids. The record is from RefSeq and is a predicted model, not a curated record.
AUGGAUCCCUUUUCAAAUUUUGAUGAUGAUUAUUCUGAUCAUGAGUUGGAUAUGAUGCAAGCAAUUGCAAUGAUAUCCGAGGGAACAUCUUCUACACCUCGUCGUACUCCUCAACGUCGUAGGUUCAUUAGACGUGAUUCAUUCGAAGGUCAUCAACGCCUUUGGAAUGAUUAUUUUGCUGAAACACCAACAUAUCCGCCCCAUCUUUUUAGAAGAAGGUUUCGAUUGAGUCGUGAUCUUUUUUUACGUAUACAUGCUGCAGUAGUCUCCCACGAUGAUUAUUUUGUCCAAAAGAGAGAUGCUAGUGGGAGGCUUGGAUUGUCUUCCCUUCAAAAGAUGACUGCAACGAUUAGGAUGCUAGCAUAUGGGGUCACUGCAGAUCUAAUGGACGAGUACAUCAGAAUUGGAGAAAGUACGGCACGGCAAAGCAUGAAGAAAUUUGUUAAGGCAAUUGUCUCAAUUUUUGGCAAUGAGUAUUUGAGAUCUCCAAACAGCAGUGAUAUAGUGAGGUUACUAGAUGCCGGACAAAGACGUGGAUUCCCAGGUAUGUUGGGUAGCAUUGAUUGUAUGCACUGGAAAUGGAAGAAUUGUCCUACUGCAUGGAAAGGUAUGUAUUCUGGUCAUGUAAAUGAACCAACUAUUAUUUUAGAGGCUAUUGCAUCUUAUGAUCUUUGGAUAUGGCAUGCUUUUUUUGGUUUGCCUGGAUCGCAUAACAAUAUCAACGUACUUGAUCGUUCUUCUGUUUUUGCUGUGUUGGCCGAAGGUCGUGCUCCUACGUGCAAUUACACAAUCAAUGGUCAUGAAUAUACAAUGGGAUAUUAUCUUGCAGAUGGUAUAUAUCCUUCGUGGGCAACAUUAGUGAAAACAAUUCCAUGUCCUCAGGGAAAUAAGAAAAAACACUUUGCCGCUUACCAGGAGUCUACUCGGAAAGAUGUGGAGCGUGCAUUCGGAGUACUCCAAGGUAGAUUUGCAAUUGUGCGUGGACCUGCAAGGUUUUUUCGUCUUGAAGUACUAAAAGACAUUAUGUACGCAUGCAUUAUCUUACAUAAUAUGAUCGUUGAAGAUGAGCGGCAUCUAUAUCUCGGGGCUGAUCAAUUCAUUUAUGAACAAACGGAAGAGACUCCAGAUGAGCCAAUUUCACGUGGUAAUAUACCUGAAUUCAUAGAGUUCAUUGCACAACAUCAUCGAAUUAGAAAUAGAGGCACUCAUAGUCAACUCCAGGCUGACCUUAUCGAUCAUUUAUGGAAUAUUCAUGGACGUACCUAA